CUCUGCACUAUCCCGACACAAUGAGCAAGUCUUUAGAAGAACGUCUCAAGACGCAUUCUUCCGCUUUCGAUGGUCUCUUAUCGUUGAUCCCAGCCAAGUUCUACUACGACUCCGCCACCCAGGACCAGUGGCAGCAGAAAAAAAAGUCCAAGGACGAGUUGCGCGAGAACAAGCGCGCCAAGUUGGACCCAGAGGCCGCCAAAAAUGCCGACGACUACAACAAUUUCGGUGCUUCCGCCAAAGAAGUCUUGGACAACAAGCAGGAAACCUCCAAGCCGGUGGUGCUUCCGGGAAAGAGGGUCGCACCGACCGAGCCUGUAGCCGGUGAGGCCGAAGCGAGCGACAGCGACAUGAGUGACAAUGGUAUGGAUGUGGAUUCCGACUUGGAGUCGGGCCUGGACGUUCCGUUGUUGAAGUCUGACGAGGAAUUAGACGUGGCCUUCGAUGACGAAGGCCAGAAGGUUGAGGUCAAAUCUGCAAAGGCGCUCGCUCGGGCCGCGCCAGUGAAGAAAGAACUCAGUCCAGAAGAGCAGAAGGCGAAGGACGAAAACCUCCGCCUCUUGAGAGAGAAGCUUGCAAACAGAAUCCAGGCGUUGAAGCAGAAGCGUCGCGCACCGGGCACCAACGUCCCGGGCGCGCCAAAGUCCAGAGACCAGAUCUUGGAGGAGCGCAAGAGAAAGAAGGAGGAGCUGAAGAAGCGCCGGCACGAGGAAAUGGAGAAGGAAAAGUCCGACUCCGAGUCCUCAGACGACGACUCUGAGGGCGAGGUCGACACCGCCACCGCCAACAACGUACUUUUCCAGAACAUUGAGUUCUCCGAUGGGUCCAAGGUGACAUCGGACUUGACCGCCAUCCGCACGGUUUCCAAGAAGAAGAAGGGCCCGGCCAACAACGAUAUCAAAGCCCAUUUGCGCAGCAUCGAGAAGAAUAAGGAAAAGUUGAGCACGUUGUCGCCCGAGGACCGUGCCAAGAAGGAGGACCAGCAGAAGUGGACACGAGUGAUGGCGCAGGCCGAGGGGAAAAAGGUCAAGGACGACGUGAACUUGUUGAAGAAGUCGUUGAGAAAGAAAGAGGCCGGGAAGAGAAAGUCCGCUGGCGAGUGGGUCGAGAGAAAGGAGAACGUCACCGCUUCCAUUGCCGCCAAGGUCAAGAGAAGAGAGGACAACUUGCAGUUGAGAAAGGAGAACAAGGGGGUCAAGGGGAAGAAGCAACAAAAGAUGUUGAAGAGCAUGAAGGGGGUUGUGGACGGUGGCAGACACAAGAAGAGAGCCGGAUUCGAGGGCAAGACCAAGAACAAGAAGGGCGGCCGUCCAGCCAAGACGUACUAGGGGGACAUCACUGUAUAUUAUAAUGUAUUGUUAACUGAAGAGAUCAAAGUUGCGUC
This is a messenger RNA of Babjeviella inositovora NRRL Y-12698, 1384 nucleotides long. Its product is annotated as ribosome biosynthesis protein. The record is from RefSeq and is a predicted model, not a curated record. Bases 21 to 1328 code for a protein of 435 amino acids. Gene Ontology annotation, cellular component: nucleolus. The transcript is spliced from 2 exons. Gene Ontology annotation, molecular function: RNA binding; DNA binding. Lineage: Eukaryota; Fungi; Ascomycota; Pichiomycetes; Serinales. Gene Ontology annotation, biological process: ribosomal large subunit biogenesis; ribosomal small subunit biogenesis.